This is a messenger RNA of Baudoinia panamericana UAMH 10762, 705 nucleotides long. RefSeq lists its product as uncharacterized. Gene Ontology annotation, biological process: chromatin organization; negative regulation of transcription by RNA polymerase II. The coding region runs from base 1 to 705 and encodes 234 amino acids. Lineage: Eukaryota; Fungi; Ascomycota; Dothideomycetes; Mycosphaerellales; Teratosphaeriaceae. The record is from RefSeq and is a predicted model, not a curated record. Gene Ontology annotation, cellular component: nucleus; pericentric heterochromatin. Gene Ontology annotation, molecular function: chromatin binding. The transcript has 4 exons.
AUGCCACCUGCGCUAUCCGACGACGAGUUCGACGACGACGACGAUGUCCCCGACCAGAUCCCCGCGCGCCAAACAGCCAAGCUUGAACCUAAGCUGCCCGACGUUGACGACGAAGAUGGCGAAGAGGAUGAGGCGGGCGAAGAAGAGUACCGUGUGGAGAAGAUAGUGGCUCACGGCUUCGAGGAGGACGGCUCAGUGAAGUACAAGAUCAAAUGGCUGGGUUACGAUAAUGAGGACGACAUGACAUGGGAGCCUGUGGAGAAUCUCGAAGGCGCGCAAGACGCGCUCAAGGCAUACCACAAGAAGAUCGGCGGCCCACCGCAACUUCCGAGUGCCAUGUUGAAGAAGGGCAAAGGUGGCAAGCGAACAGCAGAACAAGCCUUCGACUCUCCAGCUCAAGCGUCAAGUGGUAAGAAGCGUGGCCGGAAGUCUGCCAACGGCACUGCGGAAGAGCCAGUGGAAAGAAGCCGCCAGCUCCCCAUCGGCUCCUGGGACGACCAUGUCCUUCGCGUCGCAUCUAUUAUCGAAGAAGCUCUCGAAACACAUACCUCGAAGGGAGUGAAGGUCGAGAACAGGGAGCUCAUCGGUCUCCUUAUGUGGAAGGACAACGGCCCGAAAACCCAGCACAAGAUGAACAUAUUACGAACGAAGUGUCCGCAGCGGUUGCUGGAUUAUUAUGAGCAACACCUGAGGUUCACGGACUGA